Molecule: messenger RNA, 1341 nt
Organism: Angiostrongylus costaricensis
Lineage: Eukaryota; Metazoa; Nematoda; Chromadorea; Rhabditida; Metastrongylidae
Source: the annotation of a GenBank genome assembly
UUGGAGCCCGCUCAUCAAGCUUCCCAUUUCUCCAGGUUUAGGAAAUUGCAAUUUUUAGGCAUACGUCAUCAAAUCUGUGAUAAUUCUCAGUCGAAUAACUCCCUUACACAUGCGACAAAUUCAAAGAAAUUUCUCGUCGAGGUCGAAUGGACAACAGACCGAGACGUUGGAUCAGUUCAAUUUAUGUUAACGGUGGCAGUUGAAAACGGUUUGUACUGGGAGCGUUGGCGACCACGAAACGGAUUCCUGCGUCCAAAAUCAGCACCACGUGUUCAACUAGUCGAGUGGUUGUUUGAAAUUGAAGUAGAGCCAGGACCAGUAUUCAUUGCCCAGACUAUGGCGGAAUCACCACCAGACAACGCGAAUACCACUGGCGUGAGUCCUCGUCUCUUCAGAAAGUUUUCUCCGUCGAGAAGAGAUCAUUUGAGAGAAGACGACCUACGAUUUCUUAACUCACACGUACAGCGACGACAACAGGAUUUUGUCGAAGCGAAAGUGGAUCCAGAGGAGACCGCAUUUUGGUUUCGGAAAAAGGCACAUCGUAAGAUUGGUGCUAUUUUUGAUAUUCCCAACUUGUUUUCUAACUUUUUUUUAGUUAGUUGUAAACAGGACCAAUUUUCAGUAAAUGGUGAAUGCAUAAUGAAAGAUGAUGGUCGAAUCGAAUGCAGAUGUAAUACUGGAUUCACUGGAUCACGAUGUGAAAGAGAGAUCGACGAGUGUCAAAUGAAGAAUUGCAAGAAUUGGGUGAGAUGUAUCGAUAAGGUCAAUGAUUAUGAAUGUGUGUGUGGAGAUGGUUGGGUUGGGAAAAAUUGUGAUCGGCCCUGUCAAGACAUAUAUGGAUCGUGUAGAAUUUGGAAACGAGAAGGGCAAUGUGAGGCCAUAAACGCCACAAUUUUCAAUCGAUUUUCAGUUUUUCGACCUUUAAAGCUGCUUUCACGUGCUUUCCCGCACUCUGUACUAUUUGCAGGCUACAUUUGGUUAAAUUUAGGUUUCUAUGGAGGUGCAAUCGAUUUUCCGUCGGUUUUUAAUGCGACCGCAUACAAUGAGACUUUAAUAUUCUCUGUGAUAAAGCCGCUUGUGUUUGGGACGCCGAGCAUCGGCUAUACUGUGGCUGUAAAUAACGAUGAUCCUAGCGAUAUCCACAUAUGUAAUGGAUUUUUGACAAUUCGACAAUAUUCACCAAAAGAUGAGACAACCAUGAAGGUAGCCCUUAUGAGCGCGUCACGAUCGUUUAAGCGAAAAGGAACGCGCUUAGUUCAAACGAUCACUAAAGAACAAAACGGACGACAGAUAAAAUUUAAAAAGAUCUACAAUCAGAUACAACAGUUUGAAUCCUUGUAA